AGUACACAAAUGAAUAACUUUUCAGUGGUACCAUUCACAUAUCUUGACCAUAAGGCAUGCAUUGUGAUUGGACUCCCAUAAAAGGUGCAGAGAUCAGCAACUGGGCCAUUCUCCCCAGGGAUUUAAGCUAAUAAGAGCAAUCGUAUUUAUAGAGGCCUGUUUUAAUGCAACCCCUCAAUCACUGGCCAUCUCACCCUGCAGCCCCUUUAGAAGCCCACUGAGCCACUGAAGUUCUGUUUACUGCUUUUAAGACAUAAACAACAAUGUCUAUGGAACGAUUCGACUGCCAUUAUUGCAAGGACACUUUGCUUGGAAAGAAAUACAUCCUAAAGGAGGACACCCAAUACUGCACAAAGUGCUACGAGAAUCUGUUUGCUAACUGCUGUGAAGUGUGUUCUUUGCCAAUUGGGUGCAACUCUAAGGAUCUCUCCUACAAAGACCGGCACUGGCAUGAAAAUUGCUUCAAGUGUGGCAAGUGCAGUCGAUCAUUGGUGGACAAAGCAUUUUCUGCUAAAGAUGACCUUAUGCUUUGCACUGAGUGCUAUUCUCAUGAGCAUUCCUCAAAGUGUAACACCUGCAAGAAGACUGUCAUGCCAGGAUCACGAAAAAUGGAGUACAAAGGCAACAGCUGGCAUGAGACAUGCUUUCUGUGUCAACGCUGUCAGCAGCCAAUAGGAACCAAGUCUUUCAUCCCUAAAGAUAACAGUUACUUCUGUGUGCCUUGUUUUGAGAAGCAAUUCGCCUACCAAUGCUGUGCUUGUAAAAAAGCCAUAACAACUGGUGGUGUCACGUAUCAUGAUAAGCCCUGGCACCGAGAGUGUUUCACUUGCAUUGGAUGCAAGAGACAACUGGCAGGCCAGCGCUUUACCUCGAGAGAAAACUACCCAUACUGCCUGGAUUGCUUCAGCAAUCUGUAUGCCAAGAAAUGCGUGGGCUGCACCAAACCAAUUACUAGCUUGGCAGGUGCUAAGUACAUCUCGUUUGAAGAGCGGCAGUGGCACAGUGAGUGUUUCACGUGUAUGCAGUGCUCUGUGUCUCUGGUGGGCCGUGGAUUCCUCACCCAAAGGGAUGACAUCCUGUGCACUGACUGUGGCAGGGAGAAGUGAGCUCACCCGAGACUGGGUCAGACAACCACAGGAGCAGCACAGUCGUCCAACUAUAGCAGGAAAGCGAUACGAGGGCAAAAUAGAUGUAGAUUUGGAUUUCUGCUCACAUAAAUGGAAUGAUGAAUAAACAAUGAAUAGAUUAAUUAUCUGUGUGGCCUGCUGAUUAGAAUGCUUAAUAUAUUGUUUAAUAAGUUUUCAACAAUGAUUUGAAAAUAUCUGUCUUCAUUAAACCCUAAACCAGCAUGGAAUAAUAUUACAAAUGUUUGAAGUUAGUCACACAAAAUGCUCUUUUGUUCAAUAAAAUUUAUUCUCCUCUA
Molecule: messenger RNA, 1423 nt
Organism: Cyprinus carpio (common carp)
Lineage: Eukaryota; Metazoa; Chordata; Actinopteri; Cypriniformes; Cyprinidae
Product: four and a half LIM domains protein 2-like
Cellular component (GO): Z disc; nucleus
Molecular function (GO): transcription coregulator activity
Source: RefSeq, a predicted model, not a curated record